Molecule: messenger RNA, 5383 nt
Organism: Didymodactylos carnosus
Lineage: Eukaryota; Metazoa; Rotifera; Eurotatoria; Philodinida; Philodinidae
Source: the annotation of a GenBank genome assembly
UUUGUUUGUAUAUUUGUGUCAAAACAUUUGAAAUAUAUGAAAUAAAUGUAUAUCCCACAGUCCCACAGCACGCUGAAAAAUCUGCAAAAAACUGCAGUUUUUCUGCAAAGAAUCUGCAGAGAAACUGUAAAGAUUUUAUUGCAGAUCUGCAUCAGAUCUUUGGCCAAAUCUUGGCACAUCUGCAUUGCAGAAAAACUGCAGAUUGCAGAAUCUUUACAGAUUCUGCAAAGAUUUUUGCAGACAGAGUUUUUUUGGGUUGCCAACCUUGAACGGUUCAAGGUAAUGAUCUGGAGAAAGAACCAUCGUUGAGAGUCUCAACGAUGGUUCUUUCUCCAGAUCAUUUCUAAAGAUUUCACACUGGUGUGCCUAUGAGUCGGAAGACCACGGAGAGUGCUUCCAAUUGAUAAGUGUCAGUUGUCAAACUGAGGCAAAGAACAAGCGGUACAGAGCUGAACAAUUAAGUGGAGAUAGAUCUCUAUUAGUUCUAUUUGUAGUGCAAAUUUCAAGUCUCUAUCCCUUUCUGGUCAUGAGAUAUCAAACACCAAAGUUGCCUAAAAUCAUGAUUUUUGCUUGAUAUAUGAAAUACGAACGACCCAACCGUUCAAGCUGAAAGUUUUGUUGUGCAUAGAACUCAGUAGUAUGUACAUCCAGAAAAAAUUUGAGCUUGAUUGAUCAAGGCAUUCUUGAGACAAAUAUUUUGUUGUCAGACGUAAGUAACCCAAUAAAACUUCAAAUGUUGUCUGAAAUAAGAGAAAUAUAUUAGCAAUCAAAAUUUUAUUUCACAAAUUACCAUUCAAAAUGGAAGCGUAAUUUUAUCUGUGUAUAUCUUUAGAUGUUAAACAUGAUCCUACAAACAAUGUUACAGUAUAAUGCUAAUAUUAGUGGCUUUCAAGCCAAAUGAGUGAAAGAGCGUUUAAUCAAUAUUAUAUUUUCAACACUUUUAUUUGGAAAAGAUAGAACUCGAGCAUUAUUAUCUCUAUGAAAUAAUGAUGGACGUAAUGAUGAAAACAAUACAGCAUCACCCAGAUGUUUUUGAGAUGAUAAGAAAUACGCAGUAUAUCGUGAUACGGCUUUCUAACAAUUUCAGUCGUACAUGGUUGAUGGCUGAUAGGUGAACUGCAUUAUUUUCUACCUUCAAUAUGCAAUAUUGGUGUCUGUAAAUUCAUUAGUAAGAUGAAAAUCUUUUCACCAUAUAUUUAUUUUAUAAACGUUACUAAUUUUCAUUAGAAAUAUCUUUUUCCCUUCAUGCAGAAACCAUUUUCUAUUAACUCAUAACAACAACAUCAAUCUCUCUCUCUCUCUAGAUAUAUAUAAUACAUAUAUAAAUAUUUGUAGUUUUUCCUUCCCCAUCUGGUAAAGACGACAAACAGCAGUACAAGAAAAUCAGCAUUAUUCUAUUAAGAAAAUAUGUUUUCUAUGCUCUGGAUUCAUUCAUUCAUAUCUUUAAUCAUUUACAGCAUGACAAAAAUAAAUCCAAUCGCGAGUAAUACUAGAUAUUUUUUCAUGAUCUUCAUAUAUAUCUACUAUUUGUCUAUUAUCAGCCCAAGAGCAUUUGCUUUGUGAGCUUCGACACAAUCCCAAUUGUACAUCUUUGCUUUCUUUUCUUAUUUUUUUUUUGUUUCAUAAAUAGAAAAGAAAGAGAAAAAAAAUAGAUAGCAAAAAUGUUAUAGAUUAAUAUCAGACGAAGUACUAGUUUUGCUAAUGUUUCUUAUUUGUCGAUACAACCAAAAUAUCGGUCAAAGAAAAGAGAGAAGUCCAUUUAGACAUUUGUAUAAUAAUAUAAUAUCAAGCUCAAAUUUUUUUUUGACUAUACGUUCUUCUUGUUAUAUGCAUGUCAUAUUUCUCGGCAUUUUAUAAAAUAAUGAGUACAGUAUGGCAUACCAUAAAUCGAGCAUAUUUUUCUUUCUCCUUCUUUGACUGAUACAUCAUACAAUAUAACUCUAGAAAUAUUUUGACGUUAAUUGAGAAUUGUUUUGUAGUUCUUAUUCUUCUUUGAAAUGACCGGAUGUAUCGUCUGUCUGACUGAGUGACUGGUCGGUGUGUUUUGUACUAAAAAGAAGAAAAAAGAUAUUGUCUCAUUAAGCGAGAAAAGAAUUGUUUCAUAAAUCAUUUAAACAUCUAUAUUACACUAUACGAACAGCAUCACAACAACAACAACAACAAUUAUUGUUAAAUAUACAUGUGUGGAACUCGGCCAGAAGAUAAUAACAAUAAAAAGAAGAAGAAUAAAUGAAAUGGACAGUUUUUAUAACUACUGACUAUUAUUUAAACAAAUAUCUCGAUUAAACUAUUUUUAUUUUCUCAACAUAAUUAACUGAUGUUCAUCAAAUUUUUUAAUGGGUGAUCGGAAAACCGUUGUACUCAGAGGAGGAGCACCAUGGGGUUUUCGCCUUUCCGGUGGAGGGGGACCGAUUUAUAUAGCAAAGGUAGGAACGCAUGAUGUCGUUUAUCACCUCUAAUCAUGCAUGCCAUAUAAAGUCGUUCUAUUCCCUCACACAUAAAUAUGAUAAAAUUGAUGAAUAAAUAGAUAGCACUAUCAGUUGUGAGAUUAAAAGUUUCUCACAAAGUACUUCACAGAACUUUGCUAAUGUAUUUUUGUAGCAGAAAAUAAGAAUGUCAUAUCUGCUUAAACAAUAACAUUCCGAAUGAUGAGAAUCAUAAUAAAGAUAAACAGAUAUGCAUAGUUGUUUAUAAUUUUAUAAAAACUAAAUAUAUGAGACCUGCGCAUGGGACCAAAGACGUUUCCAACGUUCGCUCCUUUAGUGUCCACAACAACCGACAUUUCACUCAAAAUAUUGAUUUUCCAUCCAUUGUUUCCCUUAUGAUAGUAUUGCGUAGGAUUGACUCUUAAUAGUCUUAUCCUUCAAUAUUUGUUAAACAAAAGUUGCAGAGAAACUCUAAAUAAAUACGGAAUAAAGUUUUGAUGGCUAAUUUUUUUUUGGUGUUGAACAAGACGUAUCAACUACUCUAAUCAACGAGUCUAUAAUGUCAUUAUAUGACACAUAAUAACAAUAGUCGUUUUUAACUUUCUGUCCAGGUUCGCAGUAGAAGCAAAGCAGCUCUUGGUGAUCUUACAUCGGGUGAUACUGUUAUAUCGGUAAAUGGGAGUUCAGCUCAAUCAUUACGAGAAAUAAACGAUAUUAUUGAUGCUGCACGAGACCAAUUGAUCAUCGAAGUACAGAGUUCUACAUUUCCAAUACGCGGCGGUCGUCUAGACUCAAGCUCAAGUUUAGAUAAAGAAAAUAGUCCUGUUCGUUAUACGACCCGUACAACAACCCAAACGGAUUAUAAUAAAAAUCAACAUCAUAGGCCGUCAUAUUCCUCGUACUCACCCACGACACUCCUGGAGAAUUCUAAUUAUCGUAAUUUAAAUACUGAUCAACAACUUUAUACAGAUACUUACGGACGUUCGAUUAUAAAUCCAUUACCAGCGAUAUUUCAUACAGCCACUGUUACUGUUACAUCACCAACAGGCAAACAAUCGCAAUCACAAAGCAUAUACCAAUCAUCGCACGCAAAUUCAAGUUAUCAACCACAAAUCUAUCGUCCAUCAACAAACAAUUAUGAUAUACCCAAAAGCUAUUCAAGGUCAACCCAUGAUCAUGGUGGUUAUGCAUCGGAUACAAAUGAUAUGAGACAUUCUAAUAUAUCGACUCAACCUUAUGCUGUUAGUAAUCGUAGAGCAGUGAAUGUCACAACAAAUAUUCAACACAAUGUACCAUCAUCAACGUAUAACAUUAGUAAUAAUGAUGCAACUUAUCAUUCAGAUUCAGAAUACGUAACAAGUGGCCCAAGAUAUUACAAAAUAGCUCGACAAACAAAUUCAUCGAGACGGCCAAGUAAUGUCGUUCUGCCAAUUAAGUCAUUGUCUAGUAAAGCAUAUGAUAAUACGUCUUAUAUUCAACAACAGCAACCAACACCAUCUGUUCAACAUGCUGUUUCUCAUUUCGACUUCAAUCGAUAUCAACAACAACAGCAAAGUCAUCAUCAGGAAUCGCGACAAUUGCCGCAGUCUCAACAACGAUCUCACAUACAUCAUCUGCCACCACGUCUCGUUUUACCACAAAACGAUUAUGGAUAUAAACCAGAAGUUGAAAUUGAUCAAGAGCUGGGAGCUGAACUACUCAAAUCUCCUAUAACUAAUAAAAAACGAUAUGCUGAUUCAAGCUUUUUUACCACACCGUACAACACUUACCCAACCAUUGAAGAACAAAAGAAAAUGGCUCAUAAAAUUGCCAACAUCCUCGAGGGUGAUGAUCCACUGAGUAAAGGACAUACAAAAUUCGAACGUCAGAGAGAAAAGGCCAAUAAGUUUAUCGUAGAAGGAGAAUCAACAUCGAUUAACUCGAAUUAUCGUCCAUUGAAAUCGGUUCAAGCCAUAUCCCCUCGCUCCAAGUCAUCUACUAUUCCCGAAUGUAUUCAACACAGUCUCAAUGAAGCACAAUAUAUUAAUCCAUUGAGAUACGUUGGAGCCCCAGAAGAAUUCAAACAUAUACAUAUGCAGGAACAUGUGAUACAUAAUAGUGUGGCGCCACAACUAGCAGCUGGUCUCGUGGCAGAUUUAAAUGAAAAUCGUGGUAAAGGUGCAGCGUUGUUUCAAAAACGAAAAGCACGAUCUGAAAAAUGGGUGAUAGACGAAAAUAAUGUUAAAAAACAAUCAUAUCAACCAACAUCAAGUUAUAUUGGAGAAACAACAAAACCCUGGGGCCAAAGAGCGUCCAGCUCAUGGAGUGGCGACGAGUCUUAUUCAACUCCAUCGUAUUCGCCUGUUCGUCCAAUGUACUCAUUUGAUCAACAACUGCCUGAACCAACCGUGAUAUCUCCAGUGGGUCCAAGAUUUAGUGAUUUUAAUGUCAAGCCAAAAGGAUGGCAUUCAGAAAAUGUAAGUCUUCAAUCUCAGCGUCCUCCCGUGGUUGAUCAACGAAAAUCUAUUAAUCUAAAUAUCGGUCCAAGUAUUCGUGAGGGUAUAAUGGAGUCACAUACACGUAGCAAUUCUGUACCAUGGUCACCAUCGCCAACUGCGCAGAAGUCACAGGAACAAUUUUUCGCGCAACAACAACAACAGCAAUCACAAGAAGACGAAUAUUGGAGUAAUCAAAAAGAAAAUUUGCUUUCUAAAUGGAAAAAUCAAGAUUAUGUUCAAUUGAAUCAACAUCAACAGCAACAGAUACCAGUGACUCGUGAGGGUGUGGAAAAUUUACGACGUCAAUUAACGCAAAAUCAGGUACAAGAAGACCAUUAUAACGACGCAAUGAAAAAAGCAUAUGGAAUUGGACCACGAAAGUUUUUUGGAAGUCAUCCUCAAUUGCCAUCACAUCAACAAUCUCAAUCUCAACAGUAUCACAAUCAACAACAACAGCAACAUCAUUUUACGGAUUUAUAA